AUGGCCGCGUUUAUCAACCUUGAAGAUUCGCCUAUGUUCCACAAACAGGUGCGGUCUUUAGAACAGACAUCAGAUGAGUUAAGAGAUCGAUGCCAAAAGCUGUAUAAAGGAUGUAAAAAAUACACGGAAGUGCUUGGGGCAGCAUUCCAAUGUGAGAUGGACUUUGCAGCAUCGCUAGAAGCAUUUGGUGGUGGUAUUGAUGAUCUUCUAAGCGUAUCCAUUGGAGGUCCAGUUCUAUCAAAAUUUAUUAAUGGUCUGCGUGAGCUUGCCACAUACAAGGAGUUUCUUCGAUCCCAGGUUGAGCAUGUUCUUGUGGGCCGCUUGUCUCAAUUCUUGUCCUUUGAUUUGCAAGAUGCAAAGGAGUGUCGUCGCCGAUUUGACAAGGCCAUUUAUUCAUAUGACCAGGCCCGAGAAAAGUUUGCUUCUUUAAAGAAGACAGCGAAGGACGAAGUUGUUGCUGAACUAGAAGAAGAUCUACACAAUUCAAAAUCAGCAUUUGAGAGAAGCCGCUUUAAUUUGGUAAAUUCCCUCAUGAACAUUGAAGCCAAAAAGAAGUUCGAGUUCUUGGAAUGUUUUAGUGCAAUUAUGGAUGCUCAUCUACGAUACUUCAAAUUGGGGCAUGAUCUAUUGGGACAGAUGGAGCCUUUUAUUCACCAGGUGUUGACGUGUGCACUACAAUCAAAGGAGCAAGCGAUGAUUGAACAGGAUAAACUUGCCAAAAGGAUCCAGGAGUUCAGAACACAAUCAGAACUGAAUCAGUUACAAGCAUGUGGUAAAUUGCCAACUUCAAAUGCUAUUGGCAUGAAUGGAUUUGGAAUGAGUGCUUGUAAAAACACGGAGGCAAUCAUGCUAUCUGCUGCUAAAGGUGAGGUCCAAACUAUCAAGCAGGGUUAUCUUUUAAAGAGAUCAUCAAGCCUGAGAGCAGAUUGGAAGAGGAGAUUCUUUGUACUUGACAGUCAUGGGACUUUAUAUUAUUACCGCAACAAAGGUGCCCAACCAGGGGGUUCUCCUUCAUUUAAUUCUUUCCACUCACUGGAGCAUAAUAAUCGUGUAUUUAGUAGAUUCCGAUCAAGACAACAUCAAGUGUCAUCACUUGGUGAAGACAGUUUCGGCUGUAGUACUGUUGAUCUGCGUACUUCAACAAUUAAGAUUGAUGCUGAGGAUACUGAUCUGCGACUCUGCUUCAGAGUAAUUUCACCAUCUAAAACUUAUACCUUACAGGCCUCGCCAUGGCGAUUCGCCUCGCCACGAUGGGCCAACCGCCUCGCCUCGCCAUUUAAAAAGAAGAGAAAAGAAGAAGAGGAAAAAGGUUUUGGAAAGGAGAAGAAAAGAAGAGAUGAGAGAAAAAUGGGAUGCACGCUGGGAACGAGAAAAAAGGAAGAGAGAAAGAAAGAAAUGGGUUGGAGUUGUGGGCCGUGGGCUGUGAAGAUAUUAAAUUCGUGGGCUUUUCAUGCUUUCAUUUAUUUUAUCAUUUUUAGCGGGUUAGCCCGCCUAGCCUGUGGCCCCGUAAGGUCAGUCACCUUAGACGUGAGAGUUUGGGAACCUACUGUCUUAAAUUUAUUUCAAGCUCUGGGAAAUUCCUACUGUAAUUCUGUCUGGGAGGAGCUGCUACCACUGCAUACAGAUUUAAUAAUAGAGUCUGAAGCUCCCCCCAUUGCGAAACCUCGGCCCAACGAUGCAAUUACCCAGAAGGAGAAGUAUGUUCAAGCAAAGUAUGUCAGGAAACUGCUCGUAAAUCGAGAAGGCAGAGGUCCUGGGGAUCUGUUGGCCUUCACCAUCUGGGAAGCUGUUAGAGCGAACAAUCUGCGGGAAGUAUAUAGGAUCUGUGUAGCAUCAUUAGAUGAGAAUAUAGUCAAUUCUUCUUGUGAUGAGAAAAGUCGGUCGUGUGAUGGUGAUGCGGGAAAUGGACUUGAGGAAUGUUCUUUAUUGCAUUUGGCCUGCCACUGUGGAAGUUUGAUGAUGAUGGAGCUGUUGUUGCAGUUGGGUGCUGAUAUAAACAAGUGUGACCUCCAAGGCCGAACUCCUCUCCAACAUUGCAUCUUGAGCAGAAACAAUGAGAAGGCCAAGUUUCUGCUCAGAAGAGGUGCACGUGCAUCUAUAAAAGAUGCUGGUGGCUUUAGCGCUCUGGAAAGGGCUAUGGAGAUGGGAGCAAUCACUGACGACGAGCUCUUCAUUUUGCUUGCAGAGAGUGAGUGA
Striga hermonthica is the source of this 2196-nucleotide messenger RNA. NCBI's taxonomy places the organism in Eukaryota, Viridiplantae, Streptophyta, Magnoliopsida, Lamiales, Orobanchaceae. The record is from the annotation of a GenBank genome assembly.